GCAAUUGUUGAUGCUGGUGUUGUUGUUGUUGCUGUAAGCGGCAGCCAGCACACGCUGCUCCUAAAUAAUUUUGUAAAUAAAUUGUAUUAUCAAAAAUUCGAGUAUGAUGUGCAAACGAUUUUACAAAAUUCAAAAAUAAAAAACAACUUUCUUGGCCCCCAAUCCUAACAAUAUGGAAUCCCAAGACUAAUUGCGUUUGAGGAGACCAUGCUAAAUUUCAGACUUCAAGCAAUUUGCUGUUGACAACAAUUUGUAUAUAACGGUAUAAAUAAAGGAAAAAGGAAAAGAAAAAUAUGCAACUCCCGCGUCGAAAACUGCGCAUACUGCUCACCCUCGGUAAAUAUACCAUAUAUCGUCAUGCGACAACCGGCGCUGGAUCUGGGGCUAGUGUUGGCACUGGCCGGACUGUAGCGCUGCAAAAGAUGCGUGAAUGGCAUCGCAAUGCGUUCAGCAAUAAGUUUUUGCUUUUCACCAAUGUGGGCAUCUCGUUAACGCUCAGCUCCUUAGGCGAUGUACUCGAACAGCAGCUGGAGCUGUACAACAAAGAGAUUGAGGAAUACAGCAGCAUACGUACUCGUCACAUGGCAACCAGCGGCGUGGCCGUUGGCAUCAUUUGCCACUAUUGGUAUCAGCUGCUGGACAAGUAUCUUCCGGGCCGAAGUAUGCGUGUGGUGGCCAAAAAGAUUGUGUUGGAUCAAUUGAUAUGCUCACCAUUGUACAUCUCAGCGUUCUUUGUGACACUUGGCAUACUGGAAAAGAAGGAGGCGCACGAGGUGUGGGAGGAGAUCAAGGAGAAGGCCUGGAAGCUGUAUGCAGCUGAAUGGACCGUUUGGCCGGUGGCACAAUUUGUUAACUUCUACUGGAUACCCACACAUUAUCGCAUUUUCUACGAUAAUGUCAUUAGUCUUGGCUAUGAUGUAUUCACAUCAAAGGUGAAACAUUCGCCUUCCACACAUAUGCCAUCACCAGCCGCCCCGUCUGUGAAAAUGUUGAAGACGCAACAGGCUUAACUUAGUUAAUACUUUAGUUUAUUGCCUUUUAUGCCUCUAUUUCUCUAUCUUAUUCUUUAAUAAAUUCAGAUAUGUAUAUAUUGUA
Molecule: messenger RNA, 1095 nt
Organism: Drosophila mojavensis
Lineage: Eukaryota; Metazoa; Arthropoda; Insecta; Diptera; Drosophilidae
Product: mpv17-like protein 2
Exons: 1
Coding region: 294-1010 (238 amino acids)
Biological process (GO): mitochondrial ribosome assembly
Cellular component (GO): cytoplasm; membrane
Source: RefSeq, a predicted model, not a curated record